AUAACAAUUGAACUUGAUAAAUAAAUGAUGAGGAAAAAUUCCCAGACCUUCAUUUAUUUAUUAUUGCUGGUGUUCAUUCUAAUUGCAUUUUGUAUAUGUGUGUUAGUAGGUGUAAUGCUUUUAGCAUUUCGUUCACCUAAAGACGGUCGUAUAGAUUUUCUCGACUAACAUACAUAAUGUUAAACAAUUGGAAACAUUUUAAUAAAGUUCAAAACAUGAUACGUGGAAGCUGAGGUUGAUAUAUCCAAUCUUUUUUUUAAUAUUUACUCGUAUGGUGCUUUAAGAAACUAAAAAAGUUUGUGAUUAAAGUGGAAAAAAAUUAGUAGAGCAAAUUACAAGAGUGACACGUUGAUUUUUCAACUCCAAUAUGCCACCGAGAAAAAAUAAAGGUGGCCUGCUGGCCAGGGUUAAUUUUCCCUUAUAUUCUGUACAAAUGUUAACAAAUAGACAUAUUCUCGUCGGAGGUGGAGGUGGUUCCGCAAAAACUGGAGUUGCCAAUGGAUUUGAAAUAUUUGAAUUGUCACACGAUGGUUAUCAAUUUAUUGCCGAAGAAGUGACUCGUCAUGAAACAGGACCAAGUGUUGUGAUGAAUUGUGCUACAUUCAGUGAUAAGAAAAGAUCCUGGAUUGCAGCUGGUCAGGAGAGUCACUGUCAAUUAUACAAUGUACAUUCGAAAAUCAUCACUGUCGAGAAUGGCGAAAUUCCGAAAAAAUCUGCUAAUUUUAAUUCAGGUCUUAGGCAACGAAAACAGAGUGAAAAAAGUGAUGAACAAUCGAAUAAUCACGAAAGAAUAGAAGAAGUUAAAGACAAUAAUUCAAAUUUCAAAAGUAAACGAUUACAAUUAAUUAUUAAACCCAUGGACAGUAUACAAACAGAUUUCGGACAACCGGAACCACUGCAAAGAAUCGUGCGACUUUGUCCAAAAGGAGAAUUAAUGGCCACCGGAGGCACAGACGGACGAAUUAGACUCUGGAAAUUCCCUGAACUUAUCAAAUUCCACGAUUUAGAAGCUCACACAAAAGAAAUCGACGAUAUAGAUUUUAAUGCCGAGGGUAAUUUACUGGUGUCAAUAGCCAAAGAUGGAAAAGCCUUUGUUUGGGAUAUAAAAAGUGAAAUGAAAAAAAGAGAACUCACUUGGAAUGUGCCUGGAAAUAUGAAAUAUUUAUACAAAAGAUGUCGAUUCAGGGAUCCCGAUGAAAAAGUUCCUAAAACACAAUUAUUAACAUUGUCGAAUGCAACAGUUGGGAAAAAUCCUAGUUUCCUUCAACUUUGGAAUGUCGAUGCCGGUGUUAUUAUGAAGUCGGUGCCAUUUCAAGAGACACUGUCAGCGCUGGCAGUUUCCGAUAAUGGAAGAUUGGUAGCUGUGGGAACAAUGUUCUCUGGCAGUGUCGACAUGUUCAUUGCAUUUAGUUUACAAAGAGUUCUUCAUAUUCCUGGUGCGCACAGUAUGUUCGUCACUGGUCUUGAAUUUUUACCCACCAAAAAUGAUGGUCCAACGAUAACGAGCAACGCUGAAGCGGCUGUUGUCAGCAUAUCCGUUGAUAACCGGAUUUGCAUUCACAGCUUGCCAUAUAGAUAUACAAUUCCCAUUUGGGUGGUAAUAGUCCUCAUAAUAUUGAGUAUUGGCUGUGCAUUUAUAUUCUGCAGUUACAUGGGUUUAUAGUUUAUAAUUAUUUAUAGUGACAAAUCUUUUUUUAAAAAUAGUUUUUUGUCGUUAUAAAAAAAUGCAAAAUUAUUAAAAUUUAGAAAUUGAAAAUAUUAUUAGAUUAAAUAAUGGUGAAAUAAGAGAGUUAAAAACUCUUUAAUUUUUAGGUAUUUAUAGAAAAAUAAUUUGUGGAAAUUUGUUUUUCUUAAAAAAAACUAGUUAAAUUGUUAUUAUUCUGUAUAAAAUUCUUUUUAAAAAAUUUCGUAAAGUGUGCGAUUAAAAAAAAAAAUAUUUAUGCUUCUUGUGGGAAUUUUCUUGUAUGUUUUUUUUGUGUCAAUAUCUGAAACUGCAUUUUGUAAACUUAUGUUUAGAAAAUAGAAAUAUUUUUUAGUAAUAAAAAUAUUUUUUAA
Leptopilina heterotoma is the source of this 2055-nucleotide messenger RNA. Its product is annotated as prolactin regulatory element-binding protein-like. The transcript is spliced from 4 exons. Lineage: Eukaryota; Metazoa; Arthropoda; Insecta; Hymenoptera; Figitidae. Gene Ontology annotation, molecular function: guanyl-nucleotide exchange factor activity; protein binding; GTPase activator activity. Gene Ontology annotation, cellular component: endoplasmic reticulum membrane. Gene Ontology annotation, biological process: protein secretion. The record is from RefSeq and is a predicted model, not a curated record. The coding region runs from base 368 to 1663 and encodes 431 amino acids.